GUAGGUGAAACCUUGAAGAAAAAGUGGCUCUGUCUUCAAAAAAGUGACCUGACCUUUGCUUUGGCUGAAAAAACUAGGGCGGCAGAUAAGGCUGUUGCCAUGGUGAUGAAGGAGAUUCCGAGGGAGGAGUCUGCAGAGGAAAAGCCCCUCCUUACUAUGACAUCACAGGGGUGCAGAAGCCAAAAGGAAGCAGAAUCAAGUGAAAAACUAGUGAAUGAGCAACAAGAAAGCAGACCCCUUCUGAGCCCCUCCAUUGACGACUUUCUCUGUGAAACUAAACCAGAAGCUCCUGCAAGGCCUGUAACAUCAAAUACUGCAGUAUUAUCAACAGGUCUGGAUCUCUUGGAUCUUAGUGAACCUGUCUUACAAGCCGAAAACAAAGCAAAGAAAUCAGAGAAUCCAUCAAGAAGUGAAGGCUUAAAAGCUUCAACCCACAGAAAGAAGACAGACAAUUCUGACCUUAUCAGUGUGGAUACUGAACAGAAUGUCCAGGCUGUCAGAGUUUCAGACAAGUCUUCACUAGAUUUAGUUGAUAUUCAGACACAGAUAGAGAAAUGGGAUGACGUCAGUUUUCAUGGAGACAGGAGUAGCAAGGUCCACCCUUCUACAGAGCGAACAUCAUCAUCAUCUAGAGCUCCAUCAAAAGAGCUUUUAUGGUCCACAGAAAACAGAUCACAAUCCGAGCUGGCCAACAUCAAGAGUGCCUUGGACUCUGAUUCAACAUCAGAAUUAGAACUUGCACCUGCAACACAGGCACGAUCAACUAAGGAGCAGCGUUGGGGAGGGCCUCUUCUCUCCAGAAAUCACUCCUUGGAGGAAGAAUUUGAAAGAGCAAAGGCAGCUGUUGAGUCAGACACAGAGUUUUGGGAUAAAAUGCAAGCAGAAUGGGAAGAAAUGGCUCGCAGAAACUGGAUUUCUGAGAACCAGGAAGCACCAGGGCAAGUCACCAUCUCAACUAUUGAGAAGGGUUAUUAUUUCCAUACUGAGAAUCCCUUCAAAGACUGGCCUGGUGCUUUUGAAGAAGGACUGAAAAAAAUGAAAGAAGGUGACCUGCCAGUUACAAUCCUAUACCUGGAGGCUGCUAUUCUGCAAGAACCCAAUGACGCAGAGGCCUGGCAGUUCCUGGGCAUAACACAGGCAGAGAAUGAAAAUGAGCAGGCAGCCAUUGUCGCCCUCCAAAGGUGCUUGGAACUACAGCCAAACAACUUAAAAGCUCUGAUGGCCCUGGCUGUAAGUUAUACUAACACUGGGCAUCAACAAGAAGCCUAUCAAGCUCUAAGAAACUGGAUAAAGCAGAAUCCAAAGUACAAGUAUAUAGCAAAAAGCAAAAAAGGGUCCCCAGCACUUACCAGGAGAAUGUCCAAGACAUCAGAUGAAAGUGCAUUACUUGAAGAAGUAAAGGAUUUGUACCUGGAGGCUGCUCACCAGAAUGGUGAUAUGAUAGACCCUGACUUGCAGACGGGACUUGGAGUUCUUUUCCACCUGAACGGAGAAUUUAACAGAGCAAUAGAUGCAUUUAGUGCUGCUUUAACUGUUCGGCCAGAGGACUAUACAUUAUGGAACCGUCUCGGAGCAACCUUGGCAAAUGGGGAUCGAAGUGAAGAAGCUGUCGAGGCCUACACACGUGCUUUAGAAAUACAACCUGGCUUCAUUAGGUCCAGAUACAAUUUAGGAAUAAGUUGCAUAAACCUAGGGGCAUACAGAGAGGCCGUCAGCAAUUUUCUCACUGCUCUCAGUUUGCAAAGAAAGAGCAGGAAUCAACAACACGUCCCCCAUCCUGCUCUAUCAGGCAAUAUUUGGGCAGCGCUUCGAAUUGCUCUGUCUAUGAUGGACCAGCCAGAACUAUUUCAAGCUGCCAAUGUGGGUGAUCUAGACAUUCUGUUAAGAGCUUUUAAUCUAGAGCCGUAA
This is a messenger RNA of Antrostomus carolinensis (chuck-will's-widow), 1908 nucleotides long. It is a transcript of the gene PEX5L, whose product is annotated as peroxisomal biogenesis factor 5 like. NCBI's taxonomy places the organism in Eukaryota, Metazoa, Chordata, Aves, Caprimulgiformes, Caprimulgidae. The transcript is spliced from 15 exons. Gene Ontology annotation, cellular component: cytosol; peroxisomal membrane. Gene Ontology annotation, biological process: protein import into peroxisome matrix, docking. The record is from RefSeq and is a predicted model, not a curated record. Gene Ontology annotation, molecular function: protein binding. Bases 100 to 1908 code for a protein of 602 amino acids.